AUCAGCAGCACAGCCUCAUCACAAAGGUCUGCUGCUCAGAGGCUGGAUGCGGGUUGGAGAAAAAAAGCGGUGACUUUGGGAUAAAUUGCGGUACUUUGGAGGAGUUUGGGAAAAAGGUCUGAAAGUGAAUCCUAACUUUUCCUCGUCUUUGUCGGUCCUGAACGACAUAGUUGUUCCUAUGAGUGUGAAACCCGUACGGGACUGGCGAGCACCGGAAACUUUUUCUGAACUCUGAAACUUUUCGAUCUUAUCAUGUUGUGGCCGUCCUUGUUGUUGCUGACUUUGUGGCGUCUCGCUGACUUCAAGUCCCCAACUGUGACAUGAUAUGAAACCAUCUGGGUCCUUGUUUUGACGCAGCGUGAUGGAACUACAGAAGCCCACAUGAAGUCUAACCUUUUUAAGAAUCAAUCUUCCUGGAAAUGGCAAGUCGUGCCAUAUUGAUGGAGCGGACAGCAGUGUUGAUAUGCAGCGUAUUAUUCCUAAUAAUCGGCCUCUGUGUAGGAUCUCCUAACCACAGUCGUCGGCUGGUUUGCUGGAAAGCCAUCCUGAAGUGCCACGGAGAGACGGAGUGCCAUUACGCUUACGACCAGUACCUUUAUGCUUGUUCCUCUGUCCUCAGUGGGGACCGCAAGAAGUGUCCAAGCCACUGCAUAUCCUCUCUGAUCCAGCUCAAUAUGACCCAAGGUGGCCCGGCUCUGGAGGACUGCGACUGCGCCACGGACCCGGUGUGCAGGAGCACCAAACAGGCCAUCGAGCCGUGCCUGCCGCGGACCAGCACCGUGGGCUGCACCGAGGCCCGGCGGCAGUGCGAGGGGGACCACUACUGCAGCUCCGCCAUGAGGGACUAUUUAUUCCACUGCAGGAAACUUUUCGGAGGGGAAAGGUGCUCGGAAGACUGCCGCAGAGUGAUCUCCAACAUGCGCACAAUGCCGAAGGCGCAGCAGCUCGACACUUGUGUGUGUGAUGGCACGGACAGGAACAUUUGCGAGUACAUAAAAGUCAGCAUGAAAACGUUCUGCUCCGAUUCCAGUGAUAGGUUCGCGGGAAGCGGAUUUUCAGACACUGAGGAAGACUCUGAGGACGAUUAUAUCGACCAGGAGGAAUAUCUAUAUGAGGAAAACUCCAGUGCCUCCCCACCUUGUCGGACUGUUCUAAAUAUCCUGACCACCAUUUUGGUUUUGACCAAAUUUAUCUGAAAAGCAGAAAGUCAGUGGUCUUGCUCAAAAUCAGCUCCCUAGAAACUGUCUUUCUCCCCUAAACUAACAUUUGGGUAUUUUACAUUCAACGGUUGAAAGCUGAUUUGUAGCAUACGUUUAUAAAAUUCAGGACAGUGUUUAUCACUUAGUAGCAUUUGGUAUGUUUAAGUGACUAAAAUGACCAUGCUGAAGGAGCCUAUUCUGUGUUUAUCAGCUAUGUAAAGAUAAAUUGUACAGUAUAUUGUAUAAAACAUAUUUUUGUCAAGAUAUUUCUAUAUGAGUGACAAGAAAUUUGCACUGUAUGCAUAAGUGAGUCCCACUCUUUAACUGCAUUAUGACCACAGAGGAAGGAAAAUAACUGUGCCUGAACGUUUUACUACUGGGUUUAUUCAUCCUGACCAAUUCAGAGGUGUGCUGGGAAAGCAGAGCAAUUUUCUUUUACCUGCCUUACAGAGACUUUCUCCACAACCCCUUCAUUCGUUUCUGUAAGCCCCUGCAAUGUGUUUAAAUCCCAGGAAGGGUAAUGCUGAAACAAGAAGCUUUUGAGAGUGAUACACUUGACCUCGUAAACAUGGAUGUUUGCUUAAGGUAUCAAGUGUUAAUUCUUAAAAACUGUUCAAACAGACGAGAGAAAAGGUAGACCCCUCCUCCUGGGGGAUUGCAGCCCAAAUGGAGCCAAGAAGCUGUUGGCUCAGUUUGUUUGUUUGAAGUCUUCACAAAGACACACUGAGGGAAAUAAAAUGUCUGUGUUUGGGUGAGUGGAGAUGUUAAGUGCCCAUUAUGAACACACUCCGCUGAAUGUACAUGCACAUUAAAUAAAAGAGAGUUUUUAAAUAAUUCA
This is a messenger RNA of Gymnodraco acuticeps, 2037 nucleotides long. RefSeq names its product growth arrest-specific 1b (gene gas1b). The record is from RefSeq and is a predicted model, not a curated record. Lineage: Eukaryota; Metazoa; Chordata; Actinopteri; Perciformes; Bathydraconidae. The transcript has a single exon. Bases 420 to 1196 code for a protein of 258 amino acids. Gene Ontology annotation, biological process: regulation of cell cycle.